GACCCCCAGACCCCCGAGGACAGGAACGGACGCCGCCAGCGCCGUGGGCGCCACUCAGGUCCGGUCCGCGGGGUGGGCGGGGGUGGGCGGGGUCAGGGGGCGGGGCCUCGGCGGUCAUCCCCCUGCCUCCGUCCUUCCUUCUGCUCACUGCCAUCAUUCCUGGCCUCAGAUCCUCACUCACAGGCAUUCCCCAGCCGUCGCUCCCUCCCUCUCUGCUUUUCUGUGUCCAUCGUGAUUAUCCCCCUGCCUCAGAAACUAACUCGUGGUCAUCCCCCUGCCUCACACUGUUUACUCGCGGGCGUCUCCCUGACUCCGUCCCUCCUUCCGCUCACUUGCCAGCAUCCUCCAGCCUCCGUUUCUGCUUCCGGUCACCGCUGCCAUCCCUCUGCCUUGUCAUCUGCACUGAUGGACAUGCUCCUGCCUCAUGCUGUUCACUCCUGGGCAUACCCAUACCCCUGCCUCGCGAUGUGACACUGGGGACAGUGAAGCUGAGGCAGGGGGAUAACCGCGAGUGAGCAGCUGAGGCAGGGGAAUGACCGCAAUGGACCAUGACAGGAACCAGAAGCAUCGUGAAGGGGUCGGGAUCAGGAGGUGGAGUCCGCUUGCGCCCCGGCCCCGCCCCUCACGCCCCGGCCCCGCCCCCAGGCCUCCGAGGCUCCAGCCCCGCCCUCCUAUCAUGGCCGCCAACCUGUGGCUCAUCCUGGGGCUCCUGGCAUCCCACUCUUCAGAUCUGGCUCCGGGUGUCAAUCUCAGCUCAAGCCCUGCCCACUAACUUCCUGUCAUGGCGAAUGAAGUCAUCUCUGCACCCCCCCUUGUCAAUCAAGGCUCAGGCCACGCCCACUGAUGGUGGAUGCCAUCAUCAUCCUGGUCGAAGACAUCACUAAGAGAGGCCCCGCCCCAUCGCUUUCUGUCAUAGGGGACCAAUGAUGUCACCUAGGGACAUGUCACUUGCCUCUCAUGUCAUCUGGGUGUCAAUCAAAGCCUAAGUCCCGCCCACUUCCUUUCUUUUCCACCCCCUCACUUCCUGUCACGGAGAAUGGUGUCAAUCAAAGCCCAGGCACCUCCCACAACUGUGGAUGAUGUCACCUGUCACUCAAGCCCCACCCCACCUCCCCUUGACAACAGCUGCGGUCCGUGAGGCUCCACCCACUGCUGUGACCACGCCCAUCCAGAACCUGCAUAUCGACCCCGCCCACUACACACUGAGCUGGGACCCCGCCCCCGGCGCUGACAUCACGACAGGGGCUUUUUGCAGGAAGGGCAGGGACAUCUUUGUCUGGGCUGACCCCGGGCUUGCCCGCUGCUCAUUCCAGUCGCUCUCCCUCUGCCAUGUGACCAACUUCACCGUCUUCCUGGGGAAGGACAGGGCUGUGGCAGGAUCCAUCCAGUUCCCCCCAGAUGAUGAUGGCGACCACGAGGCCGCAGCCCAGGACCUGCGCUGCUGGGUGCAUGAGGGGCAGCUGAGCUGCCAAUGGGAGCGGGGUCCGAAAGCAACGGGUGACGUGCACUACCGGAUGUUCUGGCGUGAUGUGCGGCUCGGUCCUGCCCACAACCGCGAGUGUCCACACUACCACAGCCUUGAUGUCAACACCGCUGGCCCCGCCCCUCAUGGUGGCCAUGAAGGCUGCACCCUUGACCUCGACACUGUCCUUGGCUCCACCCCCAACAGCCCUGACCUUGUCCCCCAGGUCACCAUCACCGUCAACGGCAGUGGCCGCGCUGGCCCCGUGCCCUGCAUGGACAACACUGUGGACCUGCAGCGCGCAGAGGUCCUGGCCCCGCCCACGUUGACAGUGGAGUGCAACGGCUCUGAGGCCCAUGCCCGAUGGGUCGCGCGGAACAGAUUCCACCAUGGCCUCCUUGGGUACACCCUGCAGGUCAACCAGAGCUCCCGCUCAGAGCCACAGGAAUACAAUGUCUCCAUCCCCCACUUCUGGGUCCCCAACGCUGGUGCCAUCUCCUUCCGGGUCAAGUCGAGGUCAGAGGUUUACCCUCGGAAGCUCAGCAGCUGGAGCGAAGCCUGGGGCCUCGUCUGCCCCCCAGAGGUGAUGCCUGUGAAGACAGCCUUGGUGACUUCAGUGGCUACGGUGCUGGGGGCAGGGCUCGUGGCAGCUGGGCUCCUGCUGUGGUGGAGGAAGUCGCUGCUCUACCGCCUGUGCCCACCCAUUCCACGCCUGCGCCUGCCCUUGGCAGGGGAGAUGGUCGUGUGGGAACCAGCUCUUGAAGACUGCGAGGUGACGCCUGUGACAGACGCCUGAGAACUGUGUGGGGGCUGGGGCAUAGGGAGCGGUGGGCGGGGUCAAUAAAGUGCGUGGAUUCCUGGGA
Molecule: messenger RNA, 2325 nt
Organism: Mus musculus (house mouse)
Lineage: Eukaryota; Metazoa; Chordata; Mammalia; Rodentia; Muridae
Gene: Il3ra
Product: interleukin 3 receptor, alpha chain
Exons: 11
Coding region: 1077-2258 (393 amino acids)
Biological process (GO): interleukin-3-mediated signaling pathway; cellular response to interleukin-3
Cellular component (GO): endomembrane system; membrane; plasma membrane
Molecular function (GO): interleukin-3 receptor activity; cytokine receptor activity
Source: RefSeq, a predicted model, not a curated record